Notodromas monacha is the source of this 4285-nucleotide messenger RNA. Lineage: Eukaryota; Metazoa; Arthropoda; Ostracoda; Podocopida; Cyprididae. The record is from the annotation of a GenBank genome assembly.
AGGGGAUGCAUCAGUGCUCGCGAAACAGCUGAAGAUUCUGUGUUGUGGAAACUUUUCUCGUAGUGAUCGGGUCCAUUUGUAGUUCCGCGUAACUGUCACUGCUUUAGUGCUUUGACAAUAUUACCUGCGACCUUUCGCAGGUAAGUGUUUAUCACGCGUCUUGACUGGGGCUAUGGUUGGGCGUAACGUGAGGUCCAGAGGCCGUGAAAGCCAUCCACCAACCCAGCAAGGUUCCUCCCGUGCUCCAGUCGAGAUUAUCAACUGUUAUGAUGAAGACGACGAUGUUAUUAUAGAGGAAAACGGAGAGAAGGAGGGCGAACAGCUUGUCAUGGAGUGUGAAGAAGAAGAGCUGACUCCAGAACAGCAACGAGCCUAUGAAAAAGCUGAAAAGGAGUAUGAGAACUGCGAAACGGAACUUCGCACAUAUAGAGAGGCGAAUGUGCCAAUUGUUGAGAUGAACAACUCCCAGAAUGGUAGCGCUGGUUCAAAAAGUACACCUGGGAGAAAGUCGGCUCAAACCUCAUCCAGUGUUGAAGUUUCGCGCCGCUCAAGCGCUCGUAUCUCGUCCACCAACCCAGGCAGCGUUACAUCUAACUCCGUCGGGAAAUCUCGUGCCUCUUCAUCGAACAACGGUAAAAGUCGGGGAUCUACAGAUGACAGUAGCAAGAUGGUGACGCUUUUGGUCGAUUCUCGUACUGGCGGGGUGAUCGGGAGAAUCCCGGAUGAGGCUGCGAACAAGAUGUCACUACCGACAGGAACUCUCAUCCAGCGUGCAUCACGAAGUUCUGUUCAACCUUCGACACCUGUCCUGGACCGUAGAUCAAUGAGUUCAGCCACUGUCACCGCUAGGACUUCCGUAUCUCCGGCUAAACCCAGCCGAGCUUCUGCACAAGUUGGACCUCCUCCGAUUACAACUCGAACUGUUGAGCUGAAAGGCUCACCAGGUUAUGGGAAGCCAUCAAACGGUCCACUAUCCCAGUUUCCUGCUCUUUUCACGUUUCCUAAACCACUGAAUGGCGUUUCAGAUUCCGUUGCUUUGCUGCGACGUAGUAAACUAGAUUCAAAAGUCAAAGCUGCCUUAAUUCUAACUGCGACCAAGUUCACGGAAUUCUUGAUUCAUUCGGGUCUCCUGAGAAAUAAGCAAACGUGCCAGACGCAUAAGACCCCUAAGGGACAAGAAGUCUCCUUGAAACUAGCCAUGUACAAUGAUGCGGGCCGGUUCCCGACGUCUGGAGGCUAUGUGUGGAUAUCUGAUUGCUGCCCGGACAAAUUCGUGUCUGUUUUUCGAGGAUCCGUUUUUGAAGGCAAGAGUCAUUCACCUGUUACGACUCUGAAGCUGAUUUACCACUGGGCAUGUCAAACAAACCCGACGAAUGUGGUCAGUUGGGUGAAGACUGAUGCGUCGUACAUAAACGGGUUCUACAGGGUGAUCAAGACGCUCUGUGCACUUUCUGUGUACUCAGUUAUGCCGAAGUUUGGUGGUCCUGGUGAGAAUCGUUUCGGAUUUUAUCUUUGUUAUCCCUAUCAGUCUCUUGUGGUGUUCUCAGGUAAAGUUGUGGAACUAGCUGCAGUGCAUCUUCACACGAGUUCUCCGGGACAGAAGCUGUCAUCGGUGGAAAUCCUUUGCGUCUUUGACCGAAGCUCGCGACUCGUUCGCCUUCUCGGAAUGGAUCGCGCUCGUACGGCUCCUUCCAAUCGAUACGCCGCGUACCGUCAAUGCAUCGCUGCCGUCGUCCACUGCAAGUCCACCAUCAUCGUGGACAACUCUCUAGACAUAACUGCUGUGGCUGGUGCUUUGCCCACCGCGAGGUUUGCACCUGCGACGUCGGCCAAGGAUACGGAACAGGUCGUGUGCUAUUUGACGAAGCACGUGCCCAAGAUAUUUGCCAACACGCUGGGCACAUUGGAUAUGAACGCGGUGCAGCCGUUUUUGGAUGAGCUGGCUUGGAGGGAGAAAUGGGGACAUUCUGCGGAAGAUGCCUACGACAAUCUGUGCAAGCAGUUGGCUUUUGAAACCAAAGCGUCCGAGGAGAGAGAAUCGUUGCUGAGUAGGCUGAUGAAGCUGGCUUCUACUGGGAAUCAAAAAACCUUUUAUGCACUGGUCCCUCAAACUGCGGAGGAACCUCCUGUAGCUGCUGCGCCUGCAGCGCGAACAAGAACAGUUCAGCAGAAGACUGUAACACCCGUAUCAGCUGCUAAGCAAGGAGGAACAAAGCGUCCAGCGAUGUCAGAGAACCGGUCUGCGAUCGAUGAACAUGCUCUGGCAGCUAAGCGGCUUAAGCCGACGGAAAUGGUCCGUCUCGGGGAGUAUUAUUAUGGGCAAAUGGCGUCGACGAAAACAGUUCCCGCCGGUUCCAACAACGUGUUCAAGUGUCCCGUGUGCCAGAAAGUAUUCAAUUUCAACGUAGCGUUUACUAGACAUUUAUUUAUGCAUCUGGAAAGUGCCCGGUCUUUCUCCAUUGAUCUUGGGGAUUUGACUCUAUGCAAGUAUUGCUUCAGGAAUUUCGGUACGCCGUACGCCAUGCAAACCCACGUUGAGGAGGUGCACAUGCGACGAAACAAUUCGCUAGUUUGUGGAAUUUGCAAUGAGCCGUUCAAGACGAGAAUGGAUCUUAUCGGACACAUGCACGGGAAUCACGUGCAAUCCGAGUUGCCGUAUGGUUGCGAACUGUGCGGCUUCCGAUCCUCCUUCCAUCGCUUGCAACGAUCUCCGCGCGAGGGUGGGGAAGAAGAGAUAAUGAUGCCGAAGCCGGACGAGAAGAAGCGUCGGAAAGGACCACUAAUAUUCCAACCAUCCAUUUAUCCGUCGAAAAUGCUGAAACUAGAUUUGAAAACGCUUAGUUCGGAAUACCUGUGUCAGGAAUGUCACCAGCCACUCACAUCGGCAGCGCAUUUAAAAACCAGUUGGAGUUGCAGUCAUUGCAGAUACUCGACGUGUUGCGACGCGAUGGCCCAGACGCACUUGGCUCGGUUCCAUGGAACCAAGCCCGACUUCGACAUGUCCAAGCCGGUGUGUCUCAAGAAAACCAUGUUUUGCGUGUGCGGAUUCGGCACCUACUCUGGCAACAAGCUCGCCACUCACUUGGCAUUGUGCGGCAAGAAAUCCGCGUAUCCGUCGCGACACAGAGCGUCGCUGGCCACUGUGUCGGCCCAGUCGGCGACUUUUCCGGAGUUGAUCACGCUGGAGGAUGACGACGAGGACCACGGUGGGGCAAUGGAGUAUGCCAACGACAGCGAUGACGACAUGCGUGACAUGGAUGAUGGGUUCGGUGACGGGAUUGAUUGUCGGGUGAAGAAUGGCGGGGAGAACGAUGGUGGGAAGAGCGGAGGCAGGAAGCGAAGGCGUCGACGUCGUCACGGUGUUGAAGACAUCAAUUCCGUAUGGCUCAAAGCAAUCUGGUCAUUCCAAAACAUUCCUUUUCCGGAUAGCGAUGCAUUGCAUGCGGAAGAUUACGAAUAUGUGGAUACGGAAACCCCUGAAGCUUUGCAAGCAGUCGGAUUGCACAAACUUGGUGCGCUGAAAAAAGUAUUGAAAAAGGAUGCCCUUCAACCGACCCUUGUCAAGAAGCAAGCCUUGAAUGGAUCCCUUAUCGAGAAGAAGAUCCUCACUCCAACGCUGAAAGUAGAAUCCGUGGCUGCACCCGUGACAGCAGUCGUGAAGAACUGCUCUGCCCCAGUGCCCAUGGAAAUAGUUCCUGCCGACGAGAUUAAAAAGGAGGUGUCGAAUCCCGUCGUCAAGAAGUCCGAUCCCGUCGUCAUCGAACUGGAAGAUGUCGACGAAGACCCGGUGCUCGCUAUUGAGAAGGGAUCGGAAAUGAUUCCUGUCGACUUGCCUGCGAUGAACGACGACGACGACGAACCCGUGACGGAGGUGAUCGAAGUGAUAGAGGAAGAAGAUUCUGUCAAGUCUGACUCUUCGUCGGAACCGGAGAUCAUUGAGGAAACGUCGAGACCGUCGCAACCGGAAACGGUCCAGGGUCCAGAAUUUCUCAACUCUGAGCAAAGCGUAGUUUCUUUUGCAGAACCUACUACUGUUCGUGAGUCAGGGAAUGUCCUUGCUGAUGCUGAAACCCCGAUUCAAGACCCGACGCUGGCUGCGGUGAUCAACGAGCUCACAACCGGAAACACUCCAGAAGGCAUCAACGUUGACGACGUGGUCGCCGGAUUUUCGUUAGAUACAAAACGUGCGAGAGAAUCUGACGAGUUGUUUGUAGCGUGGUUCGAGGCGAAGGUUGGAUUCGGAAAUCAUUCGAGAAUUUUUUCCAAGUUCGCCGUCUUGAUUUGA